GGUCAAGGAGUGGUGCCUGUACUGUGUCAGUAGGCAGUACCUUUCGUCGGAUCGUAACUCGUAAGCAUGGCAGCAUGCUCAGCCCUCUCUGCGGCGACCCUUCCCUCGGCCGCGCCGCCGGUCAGCAGACGGCGAGCGACAGCGUCGCCGGGGCUUCCCGGCAAGCGCGUCUCCGGCGCUGUGCGGUGUAGCGCUGCUCCAGGCGGACUCGGGAUCUCGGGGAAGAUGGCCGAGCUGUGGCAGGCAGCGAGGAGUGCGCCUCCGGGGACCGUUCUCGCCGCCGUGGCUGCCGCGGCGGUGGUCUACAAGGUGGCGUCUGGCCUCCUCACCCCGCCGCCUCCGCCGCCGCGACGACGGCAGGAGGUGGCUGAUGAGGCGCUGCCACCAGCUCCGGAGCCAGUGCAAGUGGGGGAGAUCACGGCGGAUGAGCUGCGGCAGUACGACGGGUCUGACCCCGAGAAGCCUCUUCUCAUGGCCAUCAAGGGGCAGAUCUACGACGUCUCCCAGAGCAGAAUGUUCUAUGGGCCUGGUGGACCAUAUGCAUUGUUUGCUGGUAAAGAUGCCAGUAGGGCAUUGGCAAAGAUGUCCUUUGAGCCACAAGAUCUGACAGGUGAUGUAUCUGGCCUUGGUCCAUUUGAGCUUAGUGCCCUGCAGGACUGGGAGUACAAGUUCACCAGCAAGUAUGUGAAAGUAGGAAGCAUCAAAGGAACAGGACCCGUAGAAGAAGGUAAUGUUAGCACUACCUCUGAAAUACAGGAGGAAGCUGCUGCGGUGAAACUGAAUGGAGAGAAAGCACCAUGAGGCACUACUGUACAUAAUUGACCCUGAAUUUCGACGAGAUAUACUGUAUAGCUUUGGAUCCAAAGAGAGUCAGAAACUGGAUGCCUCCUAGCUGCUACAGUGCUGUUACCUAGUACAUGCUAUCUGGAGUGUAAUUCACAGAUAUACUGUAUAGCUUUGUCUGACUAGAAGCUGAAGUGUAAUGUUAAGUAUCGAAUGACUGAAUUAGAGGAUUAGAAGAGUAUGAUGCCUCCUUGUUGCACUCCACAAGAUAAUGCUGUUGAUUUUCCUUUGUCAAGUAGUACAUGCUUCCAUGUUA
Messenger RNA from Triticum dicoccoides, 1099 nucleotides. RefSeq names its product membrane steroid-binding protein 2-like. Gene Ontology annotation, cellular component: endoplasmic reticulum; endomembrane system; membrane. The coding region runs from base 67 to 801 and encodes 244 amino acids. The transcript is spliced from 3 exons. Lineage: Eukaryota; Viridiplantae; Streptophyta; Magnoliopsida; Poales; Poaceae. The record is from RefSeq and is a predicted model, not a curated record.